This is a messenger RNA of Terrapene triunguis (Three-toed box turtle), 1012 nucleotides long. It is a transcript of the gene SCN4B, whose product is annotated as sodium voltage-gated channel beta subunit 4. Gene Ontology annotation, cellular component: voltage-gated sodium channel complex; membrane. Gene Ontology annotation, molecular function: transmembrane transporter binding; sodium channel regulator activity. The transcript has 5 exons. The record is from RefSeq and is a predicted model, not a curated record. Gene Ontology annotation, biological process: cardiac muscle cell action potential involved in contraction; regulation of ventricular cardiac muscle cell membrane repolarization; regulation of sodium ion transmembrane transporter activity. Bases 99 to 692 code for a protein of 197 amino acids. Lineage: Eukaryota; Metazoa; Chordata; Testudines; Emydidae.
UCUGGACGGAGUUCUUACAGACCUUGCGAAGCAGCCCUGCUCUGCCCUUUCCCUCAGGAACGGGAGGCCCAGCUGCACUGAGUUUACAGCUCUUCUCCAUGGCUGUCACCUUGGAGGUCUCAGUGGGGAAAAACCACCUUGUGAUGGCUCUGAACGGCUCAGAAGUGCAGCUGCCCUGCAUCUUCACCACUUGCAUAGGAUUCAAGAACCUUGACUUCACUUGGUAUUACAACAGCACUGACAUGAUAUAUCACGGGACUAUACAGAACAAAGCAUCCGAGCCGACGAUGCUAUACGCAGACUCUCGGGUUCGGUUCAUUGGCACAACCACUGGGAAGGAAAACAACAUCUCCAUCUCCAUGUUUGUGGACUUCGAUGAUGCUGGGAAGUACACCUGCCAUGUCAGGAACCCAAAGGAAAUGAAUGCUGAGCACAAUGCCACCAUCAUCCUCAAGGUGGUCCAGGAGCUGGUACCAGUGGACAACACGCUGACGCGCAUCAUCGUGGGAACCGUGGGCGGGCUCGUCGGCCUCCUCAUCCUCAUCCUUGUCAUCAAGAAAAUCAUCCUGCUCAUCCUCAAAAAGUCUCAGGAGAAGAAGAAGGAGUGUCUCGUGAGCUCCUCAGGGAUCGACAACACUGAGAAUGGUCUGGCGGGCUCCAAGGCGGAACAGAAAGCUCCACCAAAGGCAUGAAGCAAACUCAGUCUGACCCACGAGGCAGCAAAACUCUAAUGGCGGCGGGAAGGGAAAUCUAUUUUAUUUUGAAACUAACCAUGCUCGAGACACCUCUGUAUUACGCACAGGCCUGCAAUUCGCGCGGCUCCUCAGCCCAGACUUGGAAUGCCGUGUGGCCUGGGAGCAGGCUGUGAUCCCAGCAGGGGAAAGGGAGCAGGCCAGCUCCAUUCUCUCUGGGAGGAGGUGGGAACUCCCGGAGCUGGAGCUGGAGCUGGGGUGGGUGUGUGUUUUCACGUGGUGCGUGCGUGAGUGAGAGCGGCUGGUUCAGCACACACAGA